Molecule: messenger RNA, 1377 nt
Organism: Austrofundulus limnaeus
Lineage: Eukaryota; Metazoa; Chordata; Actinopteri; Cyprinodontiformes; Rivulidae
Exons: 5
Coding region: 37-1377 (446 amino acids)
Source: RefSeq, a predicted model, not a curated record
CGUGACGGCGACAGAAGCAGAGCAUCCGUAGUCAGAAUGAGCGUUUUUCAUCGUUCGACGCCGUUGAUGUCAGGUGAAUCUUCAUCUUCAUCGUCCAGGCGAACAAAUGAACAUCCAAAAGGCUGUUUGUCUCCUCCUCUGUCUCUGUCUUCUCCCUUGAUCAAAAAGAAAGCCAUUCAAAUCCCAUCGUUUGACAAGAAGGGGCUCAUCUUUGAAAAAUGCACCAAACUGCCAACAGCUGACAGAUCAUUUGAUUUAAUUCCAUCCAAUGCAUCUGAUCACCUGUUUUGGAGUAAAACAUAUCAGAGAAACCAGGGAGARAAAGCUUCAACCCUUCCAAAGAUGAAACCAAAAGCACAUAGCUCUAAGAUUUUCUCYGAGAAGCCCGACAUCCGCAUUUCUCCUGCUUCUCAGCCAAACACUCCUCCCACAUGUUUCACUGCCAAGCCAAAGCCAAGCGACUCUCCUCUUCUUCCCGCCUCACAGCUCAGUGAUUUUUACCCACUACAGCACCAGCCAAGACAGAGUGUGUCUCCAACCCUGAUCGUCCCAACACCCAGACUCAGCCCAUCUCCAACAUCCCAGCGUCGAGAAAACGGCCCGAACAUCCAACAGGAGCGGCAUCCCUCUCCUGUUGCCAAAGACAGACGAGCUAGAUCAAUUCCCAUCUCCAACUCCAAAGUAGCUCAAAAUGAAGCGAAGCAUGAAAUUCUUGACCAAAGCACUUUGCUGGAUUUUACUCAUUCAAGACGACAGUCUCGACUUCAGACUGAAUCCAACAAGUUACCAGAAACGCCCCAGAAUUUUAACUUAYGGCACCAUGAAGUUGGAACAGACAUGAAUGAAAAUGCCGCAAAAGAUCAACCAAAGUAUCCAAACAGAAACCUAAAUGUUGAUUCUGUGUCUAAACCAAAGCUGCAGCAAGAGUGUCAACUAGAAGUGACAGAAUAUAAAAAACAAUCCUACGCUCAAACAAGGAGUCUGAAUCCAAGAGGUAUUUUCGAGAGCCUGGACCACAACCAGGUGCCGACAAAACUACCCGAAUGUCUCCAGCCCCCAGCCAUGGCCCCCUGCCCACCCAGCAGCUCAACGGGAGCUUUUGACCUGCUGCAGCAAAGAGUUUACCAGACAUCAGGAGAGGCGACGGGACAAGCUCGUCACCAAACACACGGGCUGAAAUACUCUGUUUCACACAAACAAUUCAUCACGGAGGAGCUCGAAGACCCUUAUUAUGUCACCAUGUACUACCCAGAUUCUGUGUAUGUGGGUGGGGUGUGGGAGCUCAGACCCAACGAGGGGCUUGUUAAAGAGGAUACUACUCUCCUUAUCAGCAGAGCAACAGACACACUGAAGCGAGAUGUUGACAGCGUUGGUUAG